CUCCCACUCUGCAUUGCCUCCUGCGGCCAGAGAGAAUCAUGACUACUUACUCCAGCCGCAGCCAGUCCUUCUCUGGAGGGAUCCAGGGUUCCCGAGGGGGGAGCCUGCGUAGCCUAGGCAGGUCUCCGACAGCAUCGAGCAUCUAUGGGGGCACCCCAGCAAAGAACGGCCUGGCCUGGCGCUACGGGCAGGCCGGUGUGGAGGCGAACAUCUUUGACAUGAAUGAAAAGGGCACCAUGCAGAAUCUGAACGACCGGCUGGCUGCCUAUUUGGAAAGGGUGAGUAGCUGGAGUUUCCUUCCAGGGAAGUUGGGUGCUGAGAACUGGCCUCAAGAUACAUGGGUGGUACAAAUGUCCCUCUGUCUACCUCAGGCUUCGCUUUCGGAAGGCAGAAGAAACAGGGGCAGGGCUUGAUUUCUAAACCCUGUUGCUCCGUCUGUGUUGGCAGCUGUGCCACAGGACCGACCCUGCCAUUGGCAGAGUGAGACAUGUGCCUCGGGCGGCUGACAUUAGGUGCACGAAAGGGCAGGGAAUUGCUACUUAUUUUAUUUAGAUCAUUACAGCUUCACACCCAGGGAGAAGAGCUCUUGUGGUGCUAAAACAACUUGGCCACUUUGCACCUUGUCUUAAGCAUCAUUUGCUGUUCUGCCUCAGGCAAUAAAACAGCUUGGCUUGGGCUGGAUCUGCUUCGCCAUCUUCCCUGGAAGAAAACCCCAAAUUCACACACUCAGCAUUCAGCAACCGUUUCAGAAAUGUCAAAUGUUUGCAAAUGCAGUCUGUUCAACACUAUGAGAUACUUCAAUAAAUAACGGGGGGGGGGGGAUUUUUUUGCCAAAUGGAAUUGCUUUAUAACAAGUUUAGGCUCCCUACCAUUCUCGAAAUCCAACAUCAUGCAUAGCUGGGAAACUUGGGAAAAUAGGACUUACUCAGUUAGAAAGGCCAAGGACUGAACUUUUAGUGCAAAAUGUUAUUCCUUUAUUGAGAUCAGUACAUUGUUGGAAGUACUUUUGGGGUUCCAUCUAUCAUCUAUCAAUUUUUAAAUUUGUAUAUUGUCAUAUACCUCCAGUUCUCAGAGCAGUUACAACAUAAAUGGCUUGAUUUCUGUGUUAGCUUGUACUUGAUUUGGGGGUAGGAUUUCCUGGACCCAGUGCAUUCCACGUGGAUCCACCCCCCCCCCAGACAACUGGCAAGAGCUGCUGCUAAAUGUGCAUAUAUUAGCUUAGAUUAGCCUACCUUACAAGGCUGUUGUUAUUUGUACAGUGGUACCUCGGGUUAAGAACUUAAUUCGUUCUGGAGGUCCGUUCUUAACCUGAAACUGUUCUUAACCUGAGGUACCACUUUAGCUAAUGGGGUCUCCCGCUGCUGCUGCACGAUUUCUGUUCUCAUCCUGAGGUAAAGUUCUUAACCUGAGGUACUAUUUCUGGGUUAGUGGAGUCUGUAACCUGAAGCGUCUGUAACCCGAGGUACCACUGUACUUAUUUGAUUUCUUACCCACCCUUCACUGUAAUGUCUCAGGGCAGGUUGCAGCAAUAUGAAAUAAUAAUUAUUAAAAGCAAUUUAACAACAAAUCACAGGAGUAGCAGGAUCCUAUUGCAAAGAUAAAAGUGGAAGGAGGGGGAGGAUUACGUACACAGUGUUGAGUUCCUGUGUAGAAAAGCAAAAUGCAAGUAUGUAAUGUCAUUCACAGCAGCCCCCUUGCUUUAAUUGCAAUGUUUCGUAGUCCUGACAUGUAAAGGAAUAUAUACAUAAGGCUUCUAACCCUGAUAAAUCGCAACAUGCAAAAAAAUAAAUAAAAUAAAAUAAAAAAUACUCUGAAUAUGUGCAGUUUCAAACUUUGGCGUCUGAAUUAUCGACUCUCAGCCUAGCCUACCUCACAAGGCUGUUGUGAAGCCUUCAGCUCCCGGGAGUGAAAUCAAUAUCCAAAUAUAGAACAGGAAGCAAGAUAUACAUGCGAUUUCACAACUCUCCGCGAAUCACAUACACAAACCAUUUAGUCAUCCUUGACCAACAAAAAAGGAUCCUUGUGCUAAAGUACAGCCCGCAGAGAUUUUAAUUUUCUGCAGCUGUAAGGUGUUUGAUGAUUCAUUUUAUCUUUUUUCUUAUGGUUACUGCAUAUUAAUUAAUAACAGCCCAGUCAUGACAAGCAGGCCACUAGUGGCUGGGUGGCGGACAUUGCAUUAGUGACAUGUUUUCUAAGUAGGGAGGAAGCACCUGGCCAUUAUUUCAAGAGAAUUACUUCUGAGGAAAGCAAACCAAAGCCAGCCAGUUCUGUUUUACUCUGUAGAGGCAGUACAUUUUAUGAGUGAACAAAAUAUUAUGGAAAAGGAGGAACGUGAUUAAGCACAGACAUUCCCAGCGUCUUCCUCUGUCCAGCAUUUGCCCAGCUGCAGUAGCUUCUGCUAGUUUUUCUGUUGCUCUGGGUGGGUCCCUCCUGAGUCCCAGGUGGGGAUGGUCUGCAUCUCUUGCUCUAAUAGCUUAGCAACCACUGUUAAGUGUCCUUACUGACGCUGAAGCCUUAGUGCUGCCUCCGCAUUUUGGGCUCUAACUUUCUUCAGAAAUCUCCAACUGACUUACUUUUUUUUUUAAAAAAAAAAUGAAAGUUAAGAAUCUGGGUUCCCUGUUGACUCAGGGCUUGGUCCAUGUGUACCUUCUGUAACACAUGGGUCAUGUCCCUGGGUCAGAUGUUGUGCAUAACCCUCCACGACAUUCACAAUUCAUUCCGUGCUACUAUUCUCCAUGACCGUCACUUACGGAUCUUUUUAAAAAGGCAAGGAUCUAUACCUUAUCAUCAUUCCCUCUAAUAUCAAACUUAGGUGGGUCCUGUGCCGAUCAGCUUGGAAGCAAAACGAGACCAUUAAAAAAGCAAGGCGGUUGUUGUUGUUAUGCUCCCUUGGAAGGGUUCCUUAGGUUUGUGGAAGUAUGUUUGUUAACUGAGUGAAAUAGUUAAAAGCAACAGCCCAGAAACAACCGGGCAAGGACUUGUGCUCAUUAGAUUCCUGGACCUACAGAAAGUUGAGAGUGUCAGCUGAGAAAAGGAAGAUAAAGAAGAAAUUUCUCUGUUUACACCCCAAAGCUACUGCAAGCUGCAGUGGUACCUCAGGUUAAGUACUUAAUUCGUUCUGGAGGUCCGUACUUAACCUGAAACUGUUCUUAACCUGAAGCACCACUUUAGUUAAUGGGGACUCCCGCUGCUGCUGCCCCGCCGGAGCACAAUUUGUGUUCUCAUCCUGAAGCAAAGUUCUUAACCUGAAGCACUAUUUCUGGGUUAGCAGAGUCUGUAACCUGAAGCGUAUGUAACCUGAAGCAUAUGUAACCCGAGGUACCACUGUACUCUCUAGUGAGUAGACUGAAAAGUCAAAACAGGUUACAGGAGAGCACAGCUGUCCUUGGUGGGGUUCAGCAACCCCUUUAUUCUGAUGUCCUCACCACCCUGUUUGAUUUCCUCUGCCAUAUGCUAGGUGCGCUCCCUUGAGGAAUCUAACAGUCAGCUGGAGAACAACAUCCGGGAGAUAUACCUCAAGCGAGCGUCAACGGAGGCUCCGGAUCUGAGCAGCUAUUUCAACACCAUCACUGACCUGAAGUCUAAGGUACCAGGAUGAUUGCCAAUUCUUCUUCUUCCAAAGGGAUAUAGCUUAGUGGCAAGAGCAUUUUGCAUGGAGGAGUUCCCAAAUUCAAGCCCUGGCAUCUCCAGGGAUGUGCAAGAUUUUCAGUUGCAAAACAAAACCAUUUUGCCUACUGAUGGGCUCAUUCUUGCACUAACAGAAGCCUGUCCUCUGGGUGGUGGAAACUGGGCCUUUUUUAUACCUCCAACACUGGACUCGUGCAUGGUCAGUAUCCAGGCUUGGUUCUCUGGUGGCCUGAAGAUCCCCAUACCGAGAUCUAGGAUAGCAUUAUGGAGACUAACCAACCUCUUUCAUCCCUCUGCAGAUCCAGCAGGAGACCUUGAACAACGCUGGGCUGCUCUUACAGAUCGAUAAUGCCAAACUUGCUGCUGAUGAUUUCAGAGUGAAGUAAGGACUCUUCAUUCUAGCUGCCUCUUUCUGUCCAUCAUGCAUAUACAGUAACAGCCAAGGCAACACAAUGACCAAAUACAAUGAUACGAUAUCAAUAUACACUCUUUAUAUAAUAUGAAAUAUAUGAAAUCACAUAAACAGAAAACUUAUGAAUUAUCUGAAAGUCACAGAAUAUGCACUCUUAAUGGAUUCUCUUGAAAACAUAAAACCAAAUAAACGUCUUAUAAGUCUCUGAAAGUCUUUGAAGACUAUGCAAGUCUCUGAAAGAAGCAAUGUAAUAUAACUUUAUGACCACUGCUCCAUAGCAAUUGUUGUUAUACUUUUCCAUUCACCAUAUACAGUGGUACCUCGGGUUAAGUACUUAAUUCGUUCAGGAGCAGGAGGUCUGUGCUUAACCUGAAACUGUUCUUAACCUGAAGCACCACUUUAGCUAAUGGGGCCUCCUGCUGCUGCCGCGCCGCCGGAGCACAAUUUCUGUUCUCAUCCUGAAGCAAAGUUCUUAACCUGAAGCACUAUUUCUGGGUUAGCUGAGUCUGUAACCUGAAGCGUAUGUAACCUGAAGCGUAUGUAACCUGAGGUACCACUGUAGAUGGGUUUCUGAAGCAUUUUUGUAUCCUUCUGCUGUGCUGAAGAAGAAUUCCACCAAACAGUGGGUAUAUCCGGGAUCACUGUUCACAACGUCUGUUUGCGAACUACUUCGGCAGUGUUGGAUGCCAUAAACAAAGCUUUUCAGCCUGUUUUCACCAGAUAAGAAUAUGUUACAUUGCUUCUUUCAGAGACUUGCAUAGUCUUAAAAAACAUUCAGAGACUUAUAAGACUUAAUUUGGUUUUAUGUUUUCAAGAGAAUCCAUUAAGAGUGCAUAUUUUGUGGAUUUCCCCAGCCACUCUGGGCAGCUUCCAACAAAAUAUUAAAAAGACAACACAACCAGAACCUCAAGCAUUGUCCCAGCACACCCUCAGUUAUGUGGUUUUGCAGAGCCUCGGCUUCGAAAAAUGCUGCACAGACCCUAUUUGCCCAUUUCAGGUUGGAAACAGAGGCGGCCAUACGGCAGUCCGUGGAGGGGGACUUCGGUGGGCUGCGCAAGGCCCUGGAGGAACUCAACACCAGCCGGGCUACCUUGCAGGUGCAAGUGGACAACCUCCAAGAGGAACUGGCCUACCUCAAGAGGAACCACAAGGAGGUGAGAGUUGGGUGGGCGUAGGGACUCAGGAACAGCAGGGCCUUCACACAAGUGGCGGGAAGCUUUUUCAACUAUUCUGAGAGCCGCAUGCCAGCGGUGGUUGAAGCCAGAGGCAGCAGCGGAGAAAGCAAUGGACGCAGAUUUCACCUUUGCUCCCACCGAGUCUCUGCCCUUAUUUAUUUAUUUAUUUAUUUAUUUAUUUUCUAUACCACUAUAUAUUUUAAAGAAAAAUCUCAAAGCGGUUUACAGCAUAUUAAAAGAUCAAUAAAACAACCCAAAGAAAGCCAACUAUAGAGUAUACAGUCAAAACAACAUAAUUAACAGAAGACUAAAAUAUUACCUUAAAGAUUUCAAAAUAAAACAUUACAAAGGAGGUCAACUACAGAGUACAUAUUUAACACAAACAAAGUUAACACAAAAAACUUAAACAUUUCAAAAAACACACGACGACACUGCUAAGUGAAGUCAAAUAUAAACUGCACGUUUAAAACAGCAUAAUUAACAAGAGAAUAAAAUUUUAUCAUAAGCAUGACACGGCUGUUAGGCAGGCACAAAAAGAUGGGGUAAAAGAGUCCAUUAGUUAGGCUUUGUUGUCAGGCAUAACGAUGUCCCUCCAAUCUCAUCUGGAGCCUCUUUGGUAGAGCUGGUGAGUGUGGGCCUCACCCCCUAGGCCAGGUGGAAAGGGCCUUGCAGGGAGCAGCCUUCAAGACUCACAGCCCUUCCUGGCUUUUGGCCGAUUCCCCACGGAUGUGCCUACUCGCCUCUCUUCUCGCCCCACAGGAGGUGACCUCUCUCCAGGGGAGGCUGGGGGGCACCGUCAACGUGGAAGUGGACUCCAUGCCUGGCGCUGACCUGCAGAAAGUGCUGGCUGAGAUCCGAGACCAGUAUGAGGACGUCACGGAGAAGAACCGCCGGGAAGCCGAGGCGUUGCACAAGUCACAGGUUAGGCAAGGCUCGGCGAGGAGAGAUGGACAAACGGCUCAGGGGCAAAAGGUGGCGGAGGUGGCGGCUUGCUGAUGGGAUGCAUUUGCACGUAAAUAUUCAGCCUAUGCCAAACUGGUGCCCUCUGGAUGUUGCUGAGCAACAGCCCCUAUCAUCCAUGACUAUUGGCCAAGGAAGGCAUAGGUUUAACAUCCUUUUUAAGGAAGUGUUGGGACAUGGGUGGCGCUGUGGGUUAAACCACAGAGCCUAGGACUUGCCAAUCAGAAGGGCGGCGGUUCGAAUCCCCAUGACAGGGUGAGCUCCUGUUGCUCGGUCCCUGCUCCUGCCAACCUAGCAGUUCGAAAGCACGUCAAAAGUGCAAGUAGAUAAAUAGGUACCGCUCCGGCGGGAAGGUAAACGGCGUUUCCGUGCGCAGCUCUGGUUCACCAGAAGCGGCUUAGUCAUGCUGGCCACAUGACCCGGCAGCUGUACACCGCCUCCCUCGGCCAAUAAAGUGAGAUGAGCGCCGCAACCCCAGAGUUGGUCACGACUGGACCUAAUGGUCAGGGGUCCCUUUACCUUUUACCGUUACCUUAAGGAAGUGUAGUUCUGUUCCAAAACAACAUGGCAUACUUUUCCCUUCUAGAAAUCUAGCUGGCAAGAACAUCUUAUUUUCUUUCUGUGCAGCUUUUAGGGAUGAAGUUCAGAGUGGGCUUCUCCUGGCAGGAAUGGCAAGACCUUGUGAUUCCACAAACUUCAGAUCUGAUUCAGGAUCUGUUUCCAUUUCUGGAAGACAGAGUGGCAACGUCAUGUGCUGAAUUCUGCUCCAGCUGCAGCUUCCUUUUCUGUGCUUUGACAUUUACGUAUUCGAAUGCUGAGCAUUCAAAUAACUUCCCCCUCCUUCCUACGCCUCCCAAAGUUUCUGGUCCUUAUUGAGUUUAAGCUUAAGAAUGUUUGGGCAGUGCCCUCUGUUUUGUGAAAUCUCAGAUGCCAAGGGAAGGAAGGGCAGACGGAGUUGGAGCAUAACAUAAGUUUAAGCGCUUUGCAUUCGGUUUCCUGCAUUGUUCCCUGGGAGCAAAAUUAAGAACAUCAAUACAGAGAAACAAACACAUACAAAUGCAUUUAAUUUGCAUUGUCUGUUUUGUCUGAGGAAGCUUGGGGAGAUGGGUUGGCUCAGAAUGCUGAAUUACUCUGCCAUUUUAAAAAAAUACGCUGAAUUAACGUUGAUGCAGAAUUUUGAUUUGAUUAAAAAACACACCAUAAGGCCCUUCUACCUAAGCUGUCCGGCUGGAAGAGGAUGUGGGGAGGUUGCACCAGAAACGAGGACUUCUUCUGUCUUGCAGAUGGAUGCACUCAACCAGGAGGUUGCUGUCAGCCACGAAGCUCUUCAGGCAGCUCAGCAGAAGAUCACGGAGCUCAGGCGCCUGGCUCAGGCCUUGGAGAUUGAGCUGCAGUCUCUCCGCAGCAUGGUCAGUACCAGCCACUUCCCCAUGCUGCCAAGAGGCUGUGCAUCGGAAAGCAUCGCCAGAGUGAUGUGGAUUCCGUGGUUGCUCAUGUUUGCCAAGGAAUUUGGAAAUCUCUGUUUUCGCUUCCUCUUUUUUUAAACUAACGCAAAAUCAAGUUCUGGCCCUUAAGUCUGCUAUCACAGCCUCGACUGUCUAUGUGCAAUUUGGGUGUGUGGCGCUAUGGGUUGAACCACAGGGCCUAGGACUUGCCGAUCAGAAGGUCGGUGGUUUGAAUCCCUGUGAUGGGGUGAGCUCCCGUUGCUUGGUCCCUGCUCCUGCCAACCUAGCAGUUCGAAAGCACAUCAAAGUGCAAGUAGAUAAAUAGGUACCGCUCCGGCGGGAAGGUAAACGGCGUUUCCGUGCGCUGCUCUGGUUCGUCAGAAGUGGCUUAGUCCUGCUGGCCACAUGACCCGGAAGCUGUACGCCGGCUCCCUCGGCCAAUAAAGCGAGAUGAGCGCUGCAACCCCAGAGGCGGUCACGACUGGACCUAAUGGUCAGGGGUCCCUUUACCCUUUACCUUUAUGUGUGCAUGUGUGCAUUGGAACAGAGUUCCCAGUUAGAAGAGAGAGAGAGACAGAACUCCAGCACACUGUAUAUCUCUUAGUCUGUGUCAGGCUUGAGGAAUCCUCUCCCUCCCUCCCAAUGGCACCAAGAGGCAGGGAGGAAACAAGAAAGUUCUUACGUAUGAUUUAUUCAGUCAUCAUGCCAAAGACAAGGAAUUCCAGUCAUUCCUCCAUAAUGGAGUUGCUCGCACUGAGCUCCUCCCCCUUCCCCUUCUAGCAACAAUACCUGCUUCUACGGUGUCCAUCCACGGACAAUUGUCUCUCACUCUUUGUUCUUGCACCCUUAAUGAACUCCCGUCUUUUUGGGCUGGGGGGUCAGUUAUGUUGUCCAGAGACGUGUCAGUUAGCUGCUCUGGUUCCCCUCCACCUUCUCCUAACUCUGCCUAACUCUGCCGUUCACCUAUCUCUGAGCUGUUAUCUCCCUCCAAGCCCUCCUGUAAAUCAAGACUGCCUUCCUUCUCUCUGGAAGCUACAGGAGAAGGGGGUGAGGAGAUCCCUCACCAUUCUUCCUCCUCUUCAGUCAACUCCCUGACAGCCUGUGCCCAUGGCUAGGGGACACAUAAUUUAAUUCACACAAUGUAUGUGGGUCCCAGAAGGUGCCUUGGCACAGAAUUUAGGCAACUUUGGGGAAGUGAUUUGGUUUUGGAGAAGGAGAGUCGUCCGUCCCAUGUUCCCUUGUAAGCAUGAUAGGAGUGUGCAACCAUUCAUGUGUCCCUACAACUUUGGACACCAGAGAUUGGUUGAGGUGCUGUGGUGCCCUCAAGCCCUGAGCUCCUUGCAGGAAAGACAGGAUAUAUAAUAGAGAUAACAAAAGGACUCUGCCAAGGCACCCGGCCAUCUGCUUGGGACUUUCACAAAGCAACUUUGAAAUAUACUCAGAGUCGAGAGUGGAUCUCAUGCUCUUUAUUCAGCUCAUAGUGGUGAGGAGGAAUGAAUGUCCCCUCAAAGUAUCUGCUUUAUAUACAUUAUUUACACAAUGGGCUGCACGUGAUUGGCUAAUUCCGGAAUUCUCCUGUAGGCCAAUCAGGUUGUGGAUUCACUUCCAUCUGGAGCCGGAUUGGGUGGCUCCUGCAGACCAAUCAUACUGCUGCAUUGUUCUAGGACCAAUCAGACUGCUGCAUUUUGAUCCUAUUCAACUCAGUACAUAACAAACUUCCUUCUUUGUUUCCAGAAAGUGGCCCUGGAAGGUUCCCUGGCCGAGACUGAAUCCCGCUACGGGAUAGAGAUCUCGCGGCUGCGUGAUCUCGUGAGCGCCAGGGAGGCCGAGCUGUUCCAGCUCAGAUCUGAUGCCCAGAACCAAGCGGAGGACUACAAGCGACUGAUGGACAUCAAGAACAGGCUGGAGCAGGAGAUUGCUACCUAUCGGCACCUCAUUGAAGGGUAUGAGGAUUUGAGGGUGGGGAAAGCAAACAAGGGUCCAUCUUCCUGGACCUGCUGGUCACCAUCCCUUAUAUUUCUGAAGUUCAGGGGUGAGGGUGGAUCUUUAUGUCUCCGAAACAGGAGCCCCCCCAUGCAAGAGGGAGGUAGCAGCAGGUUCAGGGGAACUCCAGGGUUGGAAGAAGUGCAAAAGAUCUUUAGGGGAAACUAGCCUUAAGGCGAUUCCAAGUCUUUGGGAUCUUUUAACUGACCCAGUGGUCUUUUCUGCUCCCUUUAGGUCAGAGCCUGAGCCACCGCCUACCCCAGGUAAGCAGAAAAACUUGGCUUCUGGGCUGCCCAUUAGGAAAACCUGCAUAUCUUUGCAUACGUAGAAACUGCAAACCAGGACAUCAUAUCUUUCACAAAUGAAUUCAGUGGGACUUAUUCCCAUUUAAACGGGGCUAGGAAUGCAGCCCUAGUCUUUGGUCUAGAGUAAAACACACGGCACACCUAAAGUCCAUUGAUGAAAUCAGUGUAUGGUGAUUUCCCUGCACAAUAUAAAUAAAUCAGCCCAGAAUGAAUCAGAUCAUAGUAGUCAGUGUUUUUGAAACACCGUCUGCCCACCAGGGGGCAGCAUGUCCCCACUCCAAAUAGGAUGGCAGUGCAAUCUCUACCAACCUGGUCUUGCCUAUGAGCAUCAUAUGAGCAUCAUACCUGGAAGACUAUAUUAUACAGCCAACCAUAAAAGGAAGCCGUUUCCUUCUGCCAGCCCCUUGCAGUUACACAGUCUAGGACACAAGCUGAGAUCAGGAGUACGGCAGCACAACGGCUUGAGCAAGGGGGUCAAGCCACACGUCUGUAGAAGGAGAAGAGAAAACAAGCAAGCCAUCAGGCAUUGUCUAAGCAGUUUGUCCUGGGGUUGUGUGUGUGUGUGUGUUGGGGGACGGGGAAUCUUUCCAGACUCUAAAGACAGCCUGACUUGGAACAUGAGCCAAAGGGACAGGUCUCUCAAUAGCUUCAGUGCACACACUUCUCUGGAUUUUGCAUCGCAGUUCUCCAGCCAAGCGAUGUGUCAAAAAAUGCAUCUGCUGGGAUGACACGUGGACAGAAAUGCACACUGCAGUGGAAAUAGCACACGCCGAUGCACUGAUCAGAGGAAACCGCUUCGCAAAAAUAAAUAAAUGUGUGCAUUAGCCAAAAUUGCAUACAAACGUGCAGAUGGCUGGAGGAAUUCACACUAAAAUGCUGAUGGGUUUUCAUGAGGACUUAAAAAAGAAAAUAAAACUAUUCCCCCGCAAUUUGACAUGGCAAUGUGGACAACAACAACAACAACAACAACAACUCCUCAUUAUUUAUACCCUGCCCACCUGACUGGGUUUCUCCAGCCACUCUAGGCGGCUCCCAACAUAAUAUUUAAAACAUAAUAAAACAUCAAACAUUAAAAACCUCCCUGUACAAGGCUGCCUUCAGAUGUUUUCUAAAAGUCAGAUAGUUGUUUAUUUCCUUGACAUCUGAUGGGAGGGUGUUCCACAGGGCGGGUGCCACUACUGAGAAGGCCCUCUGCCUGGUUCCCUGUAGCUUCACUUCUCGCAGGGAGGGAACCACAAGAAGACCCUCGGAGCUGGACCUCUGUGUCUGGGCUGAACGAUGGGGGUGGAGACACUCCUUCAGAUAUACUGGGCCGAAGCCGUUUAGGGCUUUGAAGCUCAGCACCAACACUUUGAAUUGUGCCCGGAAACGUACUGGGAGCCAAUGUAGGUCUUUCAGAACUAGACUUAAGGCUGAAAAAAUGAGAAAAACUUAACUUGGCUGUUCUUCCCAUCCUUACAGAGCCCUGCUCGAGCCGCCGGGUGAAGACUCUCAUUGAAGAGCUGGUGGAUGGCAAGGUGGUCUCUUCCCGGGUGGAGGAGGUGGAGCACCAGCUCUGAAUGAGGCUGGCUUGGCCACAGAAAGGGCUGGCAGAAGACGGGUGAUGGUGGCGGGUGGCGCUGGGGCCACGAUUCUGCAUGACUUUUCCUGCCGAGCUGAUUAUAUACAUGCCCAGACUUCUGUCUUCAAAUAAAACGAGUCUUUCACUUCUG
Messenger RNA from Podarcis lilfordi (Lilford's wall lizard), 11619 nucleotides. Lineage: Eukaryota; Metazoa; Chordata; Lepidosauria; Squamata; Lacertidae. The record is from the annotation of a GenBank genome assembly.